Messenger RNA from Scylla paramamosain (green mud crab), 8478 nucleotides. RefSeq names its product mucin-2-like. Bases 1 to 7578 code for a protein of 2525 amino acids. The transcript is spliced from 14 exons. The record is from RefSeq and is a predicted model, not a curated record. NCBI's taxonomy places the organism in Eukaryota, Metazoa, Arthropoda, Malacostraca, Decapoda, Portunidae.
AUGACAGGCACGGCCCACAGAGCCAAGACUGCGUGGAUGAGAGUGAACGAGAUAGCUCAGUCUUUUCCUAAAUAUUCAUACAGAGAUUCGUUGGUGUUGGAGCUGCAAGAGCGUAACACAGAAAACGAGAGGAAUUACAGGAAGGUAAAAAACGUCAACCAGCAUGGCUCACUAAAAGAAACGGCUUAUGCUCUAUCCUUGCCGGCACUUCCUAAUUCUGAGACAACUUUAGAUCUUCAUGCAGGAAGGAAUAAAUACAACAGAACGCAAAAUGGUGUAGAAAGGAAUGGCAGCCAAAGUCAAAUACAGAAAUUCUUUGAGAAAACAGCUGCAAAUAAUUCGAGGAUUCACUUAAUGCAUGACGACAACACUACUCAGAAACUGGACUUAGGCACGACGACUGCCAUACGGUUCAAUUUUUUUAAGACCACUUCAAAACCGGACACAGCAGAGGUAACCACCCACCAAGUGAACAUAGACAAAACAACUGCUGUACAAUCCCACACUACCAAGACAACCACUUCAAAGCCAGACACUACAGAAGCAACCAUUCACCAACCAGAUACAGACAACACGAACAUUACACCGCCAGACAGUACCAGGAUCACCUCUUCAGGACCGCAUACUACAGAAGUAACCAUCCAACAAAUGAACCAAGCUGAGACGACCACUCAGUUACUUCAUGCCCUAGAGACGACCACUCACCCAGUAGGUGUCAGCACAACACAUAAAAUUGUGUCACUUGCUUCAUCCACAGGUGUCCCUCACCGUGUCUCUCCCAUAUUAACUUCAACCUCAGUCAUUUCGAACCAUUCUCAUUCACGUGGUAAAGUGGAAACUCCUGACAAGAUGUUACUGGUUUCUUCAACAAUCAGCCCUCGCUUCUUGGAAGGUACUGCUUCAAGGUUCCUCGCGACUACUUCUCAAACCCCAUUAGGACCCGAGGUUUCUUCCUUCUCUGAGUAUUCUCAAGGUAAUGUGAGCAGAUCUGAAAUGCAGUCUGUACUUCAAGGAUCUGAUUUUAUUUCCUCGCCAUCUUCCACUCCAGCUAUGACCGCAACGGCACUUCAGGAAGCUCCUAGUAAUUUUGUGUUGUCAGAAGUCAGCACACUCGACUCAUCCACUCCCACACCAGCAUCAUCACCCAGUUCUUGUGCUCCUUGUCACACAAAGGAGUCUGCAACAUAUGAGGUAGCACCAUACAAAUUCAGUAUAUCUUCACUUCUGGAAAAGAUAAAAUCAAGGAUAAACUUUGCCAAUUCUUCAACAACUGAAUCUUUAGGAAGAUCCUUCACUUGGCCUCCCAUGCACCUAAGCCUGCAGUCUCAGCAGCAACAUCCCUUCAGUCUCAAGCGUUAUCUGGAAAGCAUUAUAGGUGACGCGUCGGUGACAGGCAAUACACUGCUCCCCAUCAAUACAGUCACUGAGCCGAUCACUAACCCCUUCUCUGCACCAGCCACUGAUGCAGACAUCUCAAACUCCGUAACAAGGAGCAUAGAGAACUUUGAAACUUCUGUUACAAAUAUUCCUUACAUAAUUCAUCAUCCUUACUCUGCGAUUGUCUCUCAAGAUUCAAGCCAAAGCUCUAAGAAUGGUAAAUUCUCUGAGCAGAACUUCAAGCUUAAAUUUCCCCAGAAGUCUCACCAGAACAAUUAUUUAGCAGAUCGGUGGGGAUACAGCGACGCUAUAGAGAGCCAUCACCAUCCACACAGUCCAGAAACAGUUACUGGAUAUACACUGGGAGGACACUCCGUGAGUUCACUUGGCGAAACCCUUCAAAGCAUGAACUUUCCUAGCAGUGGGCUAUUAUUCCCCUUUGCAGCACAGUACCUCACUCCUGGCCAUUGGACGUCAUAUGAUCUGCAUCCAACAAAAAGUGUGGCCUUCCCUUCAAUAGUCACCACACGCCUCAUACUGUCAACUCGUCUCCCAAGCAACGAUGGAGAUGAACCGUUCUUCACCCUGAUUUCACAUUCAAACAAACAUGAGUCCCAAACAUCUGAGAUGUUUGGGAUGUCCCCGCUACGAUCGCCUCCCAACCCGAUUCAAUCAGGUCUUACUCGACCUGAACUGACUUCUCUUUUAAAUGAAGAUGGAAUAAAGAAGUAUUACAGUGAUCCACAAAGUGAAUCAAACUUAGUGACAGAAACAAUAGAUUCUGAAAUAAAGAAAUUUCAAUCAAUACUGAUAAGCGCAGCGCACAACGUCCUUCCCCAAAACUUUACUCGUGUGGAAGUUCUCAGCUAUUUAGUUAGCUUGAUGAAACUAGCAGCCUCUGGUACGAACAGUACACUUCGAAACCAAAGGCCAACCAGUAUUCAGGUUCUAGACCUACCAACGAUUCCUUCAAUAAUUGAACAGGUGUCUCUUCCAUUGACGUCCCUGGCGAAUUUGAGUACUUCAUUGGAGGCCUCCCCAGACACUGUCGUUACUCUCACACACACUGUCACAGUGAUCCCUGACUUCUAUAACUCCACCACCACCAUCACACCCAAGCUAUCGACAACUAAAGUCACUGCAGUCACAAAAAACACUUUUUUAACUGACUUCUCGUCCAUCACCGGGAUACUAACAGAGACUCAACCCUCCGUUGCAUACCUGCAUGACCAUCUGAAAUAUCCACCAGCGGUUCCUCUGCGAGAAAAUUGGGUGACUCAGAAAAAAGAUGAAUCCUUUCAUCGUUUCAGUGAACUUACAACAGUCACAAUGAUCAAACCUCUCGGGCAAGAAGUCACUGAAUCCAUUUCAGAAAAUGCCAUAGAUAAUGCAAGACCUCAAAUAACUGGCAUCAGUCACUUCACACCAACACCAUCCUUCCACUCACAAGAGGCUAACCGACCAAACAGUGAUGAAGUAAAAGAGGGACUGCAUAAUUUUUUGAGAGUAUCAGAUCCAUCUAAAAAUAGUAGAUGGAUCUAUAGUCCUAAAACCUCAGACGGCGCUUCAUGGAAUAGAACAGAUAGUUUUCAGGCAUCUGUAAAUAUGGUACUUAGUAAUAAAGAUAUGGUGUCGAUAAUGCCAAGUUACUUAGACAGAAAUGUUCUACCUGGAAUGGCAGAAACAGAUUAUCGUGUGGUGAAUGUACUGGUGAAGAUAGAAGCCACAUCACCCUCUCCCACGCCACAGAUUACGAUCAGCGACCGUCCAUCAUCACCACUGCAGCCUUUUCAAUUACUCUCUAACCAUGUUCAUAAGUCAUCCCCCGAGAUCACCAGCAAGGGUGGCUUGAUAUCAAGGUUGUCUAAUGAAAGCUCCUCUGUUCUCAGUCUUCAUCACGCAGCAUCACCAAUGCAGAAUUUCCACUUCAUCAGUCCCACAUCUUCUUAUGAUGGAUUACAGAGUCCCGGCGUAGGCACAUGGAAUAUUCUUAUUCCUUUGACCUUGUCCCAGAAAUCCCUGCUUGCUCAACAAAGCAAGAUACCUGCGAGUGAGAACACUUUCAUUAAGACCAGUCAUCUGAUGCACUACACCCGUACCAUCUCUGAGGAGUCUCCUGCACAGACUUACGACGCACACUCAUUUACGAAGAGGCUAACAACAAGCACUGGAUUACUGUCACUCCCCACCUGGAACCAAGGAACCUUUCAUAAUCACAAGACGACAACCAAGACAACCAAAGUGCAUUCGUCCAUUUGGCGCAGUUCCACUCCUUCCAUCACAGCCUCUCCUGUAGUCCUGACUUAUUUGACGGAACAGAGCACGACUAAGGUGAGCCAAGAGGGGGAGAAGCUGACCAAACACACCAUCCACAAGACCAAAGCAAGCAAAAGGAAGAUCUACUGCAAGCACACAACCAACCAUACCAAACACAGCGCAGACCAGACCAACCACAGCACCAAUCACACCAAGCACAGCACAGACCGGAACAAACACAACAUCAUCGCCCAGACCAGACGCAGUACCAGCCGCACGAAACACAGUACAGGCCAGGUCAAACUCAUCCCCAACCAGACCAAAUACGACACAGACCAGACCAAACACAACACCAAACAGAGCAAACUCAGCAUCGAUUCAGCCAAACAGACCACAGGCCAGAUCAAACACAGCACCAACUGCAUCAAGCACAACAUGAACCGAAAUGGACACGUAACCAACCAGACCAAACACAACAUCGACGAAACCAGACACAGCACCAACCAAACCAAACACAACACCGACCACAUCAAACUCAACAGUGGCCAGACCGAUCACAGCACCAGCCAUACCAAACACACCACCAACCAUACCAAUCACAGCAUAAACCAGACCAAACACACACCCGAGCCUGCUGAAGUUAGUUCAUGGCCUGUGUUCUUGGAGCAACCUAACACAACUUUAACCAGUCUGUUUCCUGACCCAUCAAGCUUCAGCCAACUUCUAGUUCAACUGACUGGUCGUCCCCUGAUGCCAUGGUCAUCUUUCAGCGCUUCCAUCCUUCCGACCACAUCUCGUCCACCGCCUUUCAUCUCACGUCCUCAUGAAACUUCACGCCCUUCCUCACAAGAGUCUGAGAUGAACGCUAGCAUGGCGCAAAGUAUACAACCACAGAUGCUCACCUGGUCCUCUGUAGACGUUCAGCCUCUACCUCUCUCUCGUUUCUCCCAGCACACAGGAAGUCGUCCCCUCACUUUGGAGCAAAGACCCACGCUCGGGGAUGCGCAUGAGACUCAUAAUUCACUUCGAACUCCCAGUCCUGUCUUCAUAUCUCACAAACCUUCCGAUAUCAUAAUGGCUUCUCAUUUACAGUCAGAGGCUUUCGAAGUCACUUCUGGAAAUCAUUAUUCCAGACCUUUUUCCGCCUCUCGGCUCCAUUCCCUUACAACUGUUACACAUGAAGUUAAGCACAGCCCAUCUAUUACCUCAAUCGUGAGUUACAGCCUGAACUUCAAGGAACACACAGAUGAACAGUCUUCUCCAAUCUCUCAUAUCCCUGCAACUAUCCCAUAUCUCCAGCCUUCAAAUAGUGCAUCAGAAUAUUGGCACCAUUCCCACAAACACUCUUCAGGAUAUAAUGACAUUGCCGCAGGUGUCACUAAAAAUCAGAUCAAUGUCGGGUAUACUAGGCCGGAGAGUAUCCACACAACGACGACUGUCAUUCGGCCUUUGCCUCCCCCUCAGCCUCUGGUCACUGAAAGGAGUUCAGAGAAGGUCACUUUUCAUCUGCAAAUCACGUCCACUGUCUACCCUGCAACACUGGGCGAUGUCUCUGUUACUGUGUCUCCCUCCUUUUCAAAUAUUGAGUCCGACGGUGCGUCUCAGAGUGAAGGCAUCGAAGAAGAAUCAUCAGCGAUCUCACCUUCAAGACAUCCGGUCCAUCUGGAAGUGGUUAACCGGCACACCUUGCUUUUAUCCAAAAAAGACAUCGAAACACUGAAGCAGAAAUACGAGACUCUUAAGAAAGGUGAUGGAGGCAACGAAUCAUUUCAGGUGAUUGAAAAGUUCCAGAACUUCCUUGACGGACUGUCAUCUGCUCCGCCGCCUCAUGGGGCACAGAUCCUUAUAAAUCAGAAACUGGAACAAGUGGUCCGUGGCUCCUCCCCUUAUGCCACCAGCACCCUCGCUCCAAUUAACCAACGUGAUCCUAUUAACUUCUACAGUUUCUUAAGACCGUAUUCCACACCUGGAAACAUCACCAUCAGUCUGAGUUCCACUGGGGAACCUACUGUUACACCAUCCACUAUAGAUUUAAUGCAGUCCUCAGCUACUUUGUCAAGUGAAGGCAGCGAGGACAGUGCACUCAAAGGAUAUGCAGUAACCAGCUCUUCAUACCAAACUAGUAUUGACUUCACUCAUGCCUACCAGACAAAUGCACCUUCCCUUGUCAGCUUAAGACCUCCCUUUCAUGCCCAACACCACAUCGCCGGGCUUACUCAUCCCACCUACAACCCGUAUUCCUCACCGGGGAUGCCAUCACCCUUCUUUGGGAAGCCUUCACUUGCUGACGGAAGAUACCCCAUCCCUACAGUGCCCAUGCCUGCCCGCCCCAUCGUUACCACCCCUUCAGCUUUCCUUCGCCCCAGAGUUCCAGUCCCCACAACAGGUGCUGGCCUCCAGACACACCUGACACCCGGGAGUUUCGAGGCGGCAUUCAGGAAUCCCGCGACUAGAGUUCACAGUUGUGGUGCCCUGGGUGUUGAGUGGCGGAGCGUGUUCCUCAGCCCGUCCUACCCGCGGUUGGACAGAAGCCGCGGCAGGUGUGUGUUUCGCCUGCUGGUGGCAGCGCCCUCAGUCUGCCAGGUUCGAGUGGACAUUGCUGACGCCGCCUUGGUGCCCCCGAGGAAGGGAAGGUGUGAGGAGCAGCGCCUAGAGGUCUCCGGGAACAUUGUGGCCCCGGCUAUGACUCAGUACUGUGGCACGGACACCAGGCAACACUUCUACGUGCACCUGGCCGAGCCUCUGGGCACCUCUGACCGGUGGGUGGACUUUUCCGUCACCACCUCCACUGAUGCCCACUCGUACCGCUACCAGCUGCGGAUCACCCAGGUGGACUGCGCCGCCGGAAGUCCUCUGCAGGCGCCUCGUGGGUGUCUGCAAUACUUUCCGAGAGCUGCAGGAGUCAUUAAGAGCUUCAACUACGGUGGAGGGCAGUACAUGGAUGUCCACGAGUACCGAGCGUGUGUGAGGGCGCAGCCAGGGGCGUGCGCCAUCACGCUGGCAGCUGAACAGGGGUACUUUGGGGUGCAUCAACCGUGGGACAGGGCGGGCGUGGGCGUACGGGCGUGCACCAAGGAUUACCUUCUCUUGCCUGGUGUUAGCGUGGGCGCAUCCCGGGCUGCAGGUAAAGGCGGCCAGAGGUUCUGUGGCGGCAGGCUGUCCUACUUGCAAGGGGACACUGUGAGCAGGCCAAUUACAGCUCGCCUGGUGGGGCCCGUGUAUGUGGUGACCUUCAGGAGCAGUGACCCCGAGCAGCGCAGCGCGUCCUCCCUCGGCUUUGGCUUCAGGCUAACCUUCCGUCAGCGUCAUUCCUGCACCGACUUCAGUUCCCUUUCUUCUUCAGCGAGCUCCGUGCUGUCUGCCGUGGAAACUGAGUGGCCGUCGGGCUGGUCCCUCGAUGCCCUACUGCCUGAUGGACACGAAAUCGAAACACCCUCCCGCAACGCCUCCCUCUCCCCGCUUCCCCCGCUGCCGAUCACUCCCCACUCACAUUUUGAUGCUUUCCCUUCCUCUGCGUUUACCUCGACAGCGAAUCACCACGCAAUGAAUUUCUACAAGAGAGAGGGACUUGUAAAUGAGGAUAACGAGACUACAGACGAAAAAUAUUCAGAAGAGCAGGGUCAGCAGAAACACAUACAACAACAACAACAACAACAACAACAACAACAACAACAACAGCAACAGCAACAGCAACAACAACAGCAACAGCAACAACAACAACAACAGCUGGAGAGUAAGAACGUAAAAGAGAAGGAGAGAAAUAGCGAGGGAGCAGGAAAUGGCGCCCUGUCUGCGUCGCCUUCCGAAGCAGGUCACUCCCUCAGCCGCGUCAGCAAUAUCCUAUCAGCCACGCUCACUCAAGUAUUUCCGGAGUUUGGUCACUCGCUGCAAGACCUCCUGGAGCGCCGCAAUGCUCCUUCCCAGGCAGGCCAGCGGGAGGUGUGACCGGAAGGAGUUGGUAAGGGGACUGGACAAAAAAGUGUGCCUAGAAAACCUGUUAAAUUUGAUCAAUAGUCUAGAAGUGGUGAUAAUUAGCAAUGUCGCUUAUUCCUCCUGCGCUGAAAAGUCGUCUGGUUAAAUUUCUCAUGGAUGGUUGUUCGGUCUCUCACGUUACUAUUCCAGCAGUAUUCGCCCGUAGACGCAGAGUGCAUGAGAGAGCCAGAGGUGUACUGUGGGUGUAAAUGCCUUCAAGACUUGCUUUUAUAACGCAGUCAGGUGAUGAGUACAUUGAUAACGGAUUGCUUACGAUUAGAAAGUGUAAUUGGGUAAAAAAACUGUACUCAACUCAACAUAGAUGUAAUUGCUUUUAUACACUAAGCUUGGAAUACUGCGAAAGGCUUAGAAAAUUGAGUAAACUCGUUGAGCAAGCCAGGACAGUACUUCGUGGUAGUACUUUCACUACAAGGUUAAAAGUGAAGAGAGUUUUCUUGAUUUUUCACACGUUGAAUUUUAUAAUGGUUAUUUAUAUCUGAACAUAGGUACCGAGGAUCACACCCGAAAAAUAAACUCAUUUUCCCCUCAGAAUUUUCUUGUUUACGGUGUUUUUCCUCUGAUAAAUUUUUUGACGUAAAAAUGUGAUGAAUUUUGUCAUGGCAUGUUACGCUUGCUUAAAUAACUAUGAGCAGUGGAAAUAUGAGCUUCUGAACAUUUCAAGUAAAAAAGUUACGUAAAAUAGAAUAAUAUUGGCAAUGCCCCUCUGCCGUCACGUGUUGUGUUAGUGAGGCCGACCUUUAAUGCUGGACUGACUGUGCAAGACUGAGAAACUGGAGCGAACAAACGGCAUUUAUGUAAUGCAAGUUGAUGCAGUUCAUGCAGCUAUGUUGCAUAAACUGCGGUGACAAUUGA